AUGCUCUCUUCUAGUGUUUGUCCCAUCCCAGCGGAAUUACAAAAGAUCAUAGAUGAAGGUUAUAUACCUACGAGGGGAGGGAAAAGGAAAGCGAAAGAGGAAUUCGAAGAGAGAAUUGUCACUGAAGUUCAGGAGGACAACACUCUCAUAAAUGAAGAGGAAGAUAUAGUUGCAACUUCUGAACCCACCCCUACAAAAAAUAUUCUGAAGGUAUCUUCUCCUCCAACUUCUUCCAUUCUGGAACCAAAGAUCUCCGUCCCACUAUCCUCGCCUAUCUUUUCAGACUUAACCCCACCCACAACAUCUACAAUAUCCACUCCACCAAAAGUUCUAAAUGUCAAAUCUAUUUCGGAGGAGACUAAGACUUCAGGCAUCAUUGGCAACACAUCCGAUGUAGGGCUAAAUGCUACCAUUGGUGUGACUUCCGAACAUACUUUGUCUUCGGUUCCUCUAGUUAAUGAUGAUAAUGAGAUAUUAUUUGAAGAUGAUCAAGAACCGAAUGCAUAUUUUGUCUUUCACCCUUCUGUGUACAUAUUUCCAGUGAUGAUGAUGAAGCGUCUAUGA
Lactuca saligna is the source of this 564-nucleotide messenger RNA. The record is from the annotation of a GenBank genome assembly. NCBI's taxonomy places the organism in Eukaryota, Viridiplantae, Streptophyta, Magnoliopsida, Asterales, Asteraceae.